AUGGCUCCCACCGCCCAUGUCCUCCCCAUGCCCAUCCCCACCGAGACCCGUCCCAGUCUCGCCGUCCAACCCUCGGACACCAAGCUCCGCAAAGCCUCCUCCUUUCGCACCGAACAAGUGGUUAUCGAUGGUAACAACCUCAAGAUCCAAGGUCUCGUCGCUUCCGCCCGAUACGGUCACGUCCCCGUCCUUGACUCUUCCCCCGCUAUUCGCAAGCGUAUCGAUGAUUCUGUCCAGUCCCUCAUCGCCAAGUUGGAUCGUGGAGAGUCGAUUUACGGCAUCAACACGGGUUUUGGUGGUUCGGCAGACUCGCGUACUGCCAACACCCGUGCUUUGCAGCUAGCCCUCUUGCAGAUGCAGCAGUGCGGUGUGUUGCCCGUCCCAUCUACGUUUCCUACGGGCGAGCCGAGUUCUGCGCCUUUUGCUCUACCCUUGACUGAUACCGAGACGAGUUUGGUCAUGCCCGAGGCUUGGGUUAGGGGUGCUAUUGUGGUCAGGCUCAGCUCGUUGAUGAGGGGUCAUUCGGGUGUGAGAUGGCAAGUGUUGGAGAAGAUGCAAAAGUUGUUCCUUCAGAACAAUGUCACUCCUGUUGUUCCUGUGCGCUCAAGUAUCUCGGCUAGUGGUGACUUGAGUCCGCUCAGUUACGUCGCUGGUGCACUUGCUGGUCAGAAGGGCAUCUACUGUUGGAUUACCGAUGCCAAAUCCGGUCAGAGGGUUAAAGUGACUGCUGACGAAGCAUGCCGUAUGUACGCAAUCGAACCUGUUCAAUACGAGCCCAAGGAAGCGUUGGGCUUGCUCAACGGCACUGCUUUCUCCGCAUCCGUUGCUGCUUUGGCCACGUACGAGGCUGAGAAACUCGCCAACCUCACUCAACUCACUACCGCUAUGGCAGUCGAAGCGCUCAAAGGAACUGAUGCUUCCUUCGCACCUUUCAUUCACCAAGUUGCCCGUCCCCACCCAGGUCAGAUCAAGAGCGCCCGCUUCAUCCGUGCUCUUCUCUCGGGCUCCCAGCUCGCUGAGCACCUUGAGAACGAAAAACACGUACUGUUCAGCGAAGACAACGGAACUCUUCGACAAGAUCGAUACACUCUCCGCACAGCAUCCCAGUGGGUCGGACCCGGUCUGGAAGAUAUCGAGAACGCCAAGCGAUCGGUGGAUAUCGAAAUCAACAGUACAACCGACAACCCAAUGAUCGACCCUUACGAUGGCGACGGUCGCAUUCACCACGGUGGAAACUUCCAGGCUAUGGCUAUGACCAAUGCUGUCGAAAAGAUCCGACUCGCUCUCUGCGCCAUGGGCAAAAUGACUUUCCAGCAGAUGACAGAGUUGGUUAACCCUGCAAUGAACCGUGGCUUGCCCGCCAACCUUGCGUCUACUCCGGAUUUGUCGUUGAACUUCCACGCAAAGGGUAUCGACAUUGCACUGGCGAGUGUCACUUCCGAGCUCAUGUUCUUGGGUAAUCCAGUAAGCACGCAUGUUCAGAGCGCAGAGAUGGCCAACCAAGCCAUCAACUCACUUGCGCUUAUUAGUGGUAGGAUGACUCUUCAAGCAGUGGAAUGCUUGAGUAUGAUUCAGGCUUGGAGUCUUUACCUUCUCUGCCAAGCACUUGAUAUUCGCGCUCUGCAGCAUAAAGUAGCAGAACAGUUGCCCGCACUCAUCCUCGCCUCGCUCAACUCGCACUUUGGAGAAUGGAUGGAUGAAGCGAAACAAGCCGAAAUCGCAAAACUCGUCCUCAAACAGAUGUCCAAACGCUUGGACGAAACCUCUUCAAAAGACCUCCGCGAUCGUCUGGUGGAAACGUACCAAGAUGCCAGUUCGGUUCUGGUCAAAUAUUUCUCAGAGUUGCCUAGCGGUGGUGGAGCUGAUCCGUUGAGGAACAUUGUUAAGUGGCGUGCAGCUGGUGUUGCCGAUACGGAGAAGAUCUACAGAGAUGUGACGGUGGAGUUUUUGGACAACCCCUACGCUUGUCACGCCAGCCAUCUUUUGGGUAAGACAAAGCGGGCGUACGAGUUUGUAAGGAAGACGUUGGGCGUGCCGAUGCACGGAAAGGAGAAUUUGAACGAGUUCAAGGGUGAAUUCAGUCAGUGGAACACGACGGGAGGGUAUGUUUCGGUGAUCUAUGCUAGUAUUCGAGACGGAGAGCUGUAUAGUAUGCUUAGUGAGCUGGAGAAGGAUUUGCAGCUGUAG
Ustilago hordei is the source of this 2187-nucleotide messenger RNA. Its product is annotated as putative phenylalanine ammonia-lyase. Lineage: Eukaryota; Fungi; Basidiomycota; Ustilaginomycetes; Ustilaginales; Ustilaginaceae. The transcript has a single exon. Gene Ontology annotation, biological process: L-phenylalanine catabolic process. Gene Ontology annotation, cellular component: cytoplasm. The record is from RefSeq and is a predicted model, not a curated record. The coding region runs from base 1 to 2187 and encodes 728 amino acids. Gene Ontology annotation, molecular function: ammonia-lyase activity.